This is a messenger RNA of Westerdykella ornata, 606 nucleotides long. RefSeq lists its product as uncharacterized. The record is from RefSeq and is a predicted model, not a curated record. The coding region runs from base 1 to 606 and encodes 201 amino acids. Lineage: Eukaryota; Fungi; Ascomycota; Dothideomycetes; Pleosporales; Sporormiaceae. The transcript is spliced from 2 exons.
AUGACAGCAACCCUGCUUUUCUGCAUAGCGGAGGACGCUAAGCCUUUCAUUCACAGAAUCCUGGCUGAGGAUCGUGUCUAUCUCGUUCAAUCGCAUAAUCUACCGAAAGAUAAGAGUGGCUUCAAGACAGAUUUAAAGGAAGGGGAGGAUUUCGAGACGGAAUUUAUCGGUACUUCUCUACAAAACUGCCAGAAAUGGACACUGGAGAAGCAGUUCCAAGUCAAUUUCAUUCAGCAGAACUUUCCGGCCAUUGCGGAUGAGCGCACCUCCCGUGAUGGAACUAUUCUGAUGCAAUGUUAUAAGAAGGACUUGGGCGAAGACGGCGAGUUGGAGUUUCCACCGUACGGCAUCCUUCCCAAGGAAAGAGACACAUGGUACGACUUCAGAAUCGACCCUAAAGGGUCAUUUAGGUUGACGGCUGCUCUGUUCGCUACCGAGCCAGAUGUGAUAUAUCCUACCGAUUUUGGGCGUAAGGAGGAACUGACAGAUGAAUACGGUGUGUUCAAUAUUAUUGCGGCGAACCGUGCGGUAGGUAGAGACACGUACAGCGCAUUUGAGUGUCUGUACCUCCAGAGGCAUGAAGAUACGGGAAUAUGGGAGAGGUGA